GGGGAGACUGAGAUGAGCUCUUAGGCAGAAGCUCUUCCCUGUGAGGGUGCUGAGGCGCUGGCACAGGGUGCCCAGAGAAGCUGUGGCUGCCCCAUCCCUGGCAGUGUUCAAGGCCAGGUUGGACACAGGGGCUUGGAGCAAGCUGAUCUAGUGGAAGGGGUCCCUGCCCGUGGCAGGGGUUGGAACUGGAGGAGCUUUAAGGUCUCUCCGAACCCAAACUGUUCCAUGCUUUUGUGACAUCCUCAAGUCCUCAGCGCUGCAGGGAGGCAGGAGCUGCCCCUCAGGAGCUGUGCACUAACGUCUCCUUUCUUCUUCAGGCCGCACGCUUGCUCCCUGCUACUCUGCUGACCUUCGGCCAGCAUCAGGGAGACUCGUCUCGGCCAUGGGCUGCACCGUGCAUCUGACGGUUCCACCGCUGCAGGGCGGCAGAGCUGUCAUCUGGGAAUACAAAACUGCCCAGCAGGAAGGAGCCAUCCUCAGUUAUGCUUUCGAUGGAGCCAGCACCACCUCUCAGCCUUACGAGAACCAUGUGAGGUUCAACAGAACAGACUUCUCGCUGCAGAUGGUGCUGCAGCGGGGGGAUGACCGGCUGUACCGCUUCAGGCCCGAGCUGGAGGCCACGGGCUGGUUCCAGCUGCACACUGUGGAACCACUUUCCAAGCCAGAAAUCGUGGGCAACUCAUCAGUGAAGGCAGGAGACAACACUAAACUGGUUUGCAAUGUCCUGGAAGGGAAGGCAGAUGCUUACUGGUGGAAGAAAAACGGAGUGUUGUUGCUGGGGAGCGACCAUAUCCAGCUUGAGAACACUACCCUGUGCAUCCUGAGAGCCUCGAUGAAUGACAGUGGCUACUACACUUGUGUAGUCCGCAACAAAGUCAGCCAAAAUGAAACCUCCUUCCUGCUCCACGUCCAGAAUGCAGCAAAUGUGGUGCUGCCCAUGAUGCUGGCGUGCGUUGUUGUGGGCUCGCUAGCGGGUGAGUGCUGGGCCUGGCUCUUGCCCUGGCAUUUUGGCCUCUGCAGUGGGUGCUGCGUGCGAGGAGGGAUGUGGGAUGAGGCUCUGUGCUGGCUGAGGUGGCAUGGUCAUACUGGGACCAGGAAGCCUGUCACUGCUGUCAUUGCAAGCAGGGCAUCCCCUAUCCAAGGAGGUUGUGGUGUUCUCUGCUCCCUUCCCUUGCAUCCCUGCUCUCAGGGAAGCUUGUCAGGAAAACGCCUGCUUAUACUUCCCUUUCCUUACCUGGCUCAGUCCCCCAAGGACCAACCUUCCCCCUGGGUGCUGGGUGACGUCACACAGCCCUCUACGGUGAGAGCACCGAGCCCUCCUGCGGUCGGUGUUGGUUUCCUGCCCACAGAAGGGCAGCUGCUUCCUCUUUGCUUGUUUUGCUUUUCCUCCUUUUUUUCAGAGCUGGAGAGCCAAGUUUUCCAGCCCAUCCCCAGGCCCUGGCAAAGUGAGGGUUUUAAUUCUCAGCUUGCCGACCUGGAGAGGAAAACAGAAAGAGGAAUAAAAGCCCAAGAUUGGGAUCUGUCAGUUCAAAACAGCAGUAGGAGUUCUCCUGGGUGACUUAGGCUUGUGUUUUGCUACUGCACAAAGUUGCCAGGU
Molecule: messenger RNA, 1597 nt
Organism: Pezoporus occidentalis (night parrot)
Lineage: Eukaryota; Metazoa; Chordata; Aves; Psittaciformes; Psittacidae
Exons: 3
Coding region: 383-1558 (391 amino acids)
Source: RefSeq, a predicted model, not a curated record